Dipodomys ordii (Ord's kangaroo rat) is the source of this 1161-nucleotide messenger RNA. It is a transcript of the gene Pskh2, whose product is annotated as protein serine kinase H2. Lineage: Eukaryota; Metazoa; Chordata; Mammalia; Rodentia; Heteromyidae. Bases 1 to 1161 code for a protein of 386 amino acids. The transcript has 3 exons. The record is from RefSeq and is a predicted model, not a curated record. Gene Ontology annotation, biological process: protein phosphorylation. Gene Ontology annotation, molecular function: ATP binding; protein kinase activity.
AUGGGUUGCGGGGCCAGCAGGAAGGUGGUCCCAGAGCCGCUCUCUCUGGCCUGGGUCAAGCACCAAGGCCAAUGCCAAGGCAGCACUGCUAGUGCGGGGCCCUGGCCGGAGGAGACUGCGGCGCAGGCAGCUCAGAGGAUGCAGGUGGCUCUCUUCCGGGCCAAGUUCGACUCCCGAGUCCUUGCCAGAUAUGACAUCAAGGCUCUCAUCGGGACAGGCAGAUUCAGCAAGAUUGUCAGGGUGGAGCAGAAGACUACCAAGAAACCUUUUGCAAUCAAAGUGAUGGAAACCAGGGAGAGAGAAGGCCGAGAAGCAUGUGAAGCUGAGCUGAGCGUCCUGAGACGGGUGAACCACCAUUACAUUGUGCAGCUCAUGGAGAUUUUUGAGGUCCAGGACCGAGUCUACAUGGUGAUGGAGCUGGCUACGGGAGGGGAGCUGUUUGAUCGACUCCUUGCUCAGGGAUCUUUCACAGAGCGGGAUGCUGUCAGGAUCCUUCAGAUGGUGGCUGACGGGAUUAGCUAUUUGCACGGUUUGAGAAUAACUCACAGGGACCUAAAACCUGAAAAUCUCUUAUAUUAUCAUCCGGGUGCAGAGUCGAAAAUUUUAAUCACAGAUUUUGGUUUGGCUCACUCUGGGAACAGCAAGGGUGACUGGAUGAUGGGGACACUCUGUGGGACCCCAGAGUACAUAGCCCCUGAGGUUUUGUCUAGGAAACCUUAUACUAGUGCUGUGGACAUGUGGGCUUUGGGUGUUAUCACCUUUGUUUUACUUAGUGGAUCCCUGCCUUUUGAUGAUGAAAGCCAUUCAAAGCUUUACAGGAAGAUUCUUAAAGGCAAAUAUCAUUAUAUAGGAGAGCCUUGGCCAAGCAUCUCCCAUUUGGCGAAGGACUUCAUAGACAAGCUACUGAUUUUGGAAGCCAGUCACCGAAUGUCAGCUGGCCAGGCCCUGGACCAUCCCUGGGUAGUCAAUAUGGCGGAGGGGGCUUCCAUGAAGAAUCUUCAGAGAGCCAUUUCCCGGAACCUCAUGAGGAGGGCAUCUCCCUAUUCCCAGAGCCCUGGGUCAGCACAAUCUUCCAAGACACAUCAUUCUCACAAGUCAAAGCAUCCGUGGAGCAGGAGAAACUUAAGAGCAGCAGGGUCCCCCCUCCCUGCAGUUUUGUAA